AUGGAGUUCGUCCCACAAGUGAGAGAGUGAAAGCAGUGAUAGAAGCCCCCUUCCCCUCCUCAGCUUCUGAGGGCGUAGUUUUCUUGGCACGGUUGUGUUCAGUUCUAGAUUUAUUACGUCACAAUCACGUCACUAUCUCAGAGCUCCUGAGAGCAGUCAUGAUACUAGCAACACUGUAUAUGUGAGAUGAGAAGUAGCAAUAAGCGUUCAAGAGUCUUAAGAAAGUCUUAAUUAAUGCUUCGGAAUUGACAUACUUUAAUAAAGAUUCCCAUACUAGUGUUGUUACUGAUGCAAGUCCAAUUGGUCUAGGGGCUGUCAUCAUUCAGGAAAAGGACGGUGUUUCUACGGUGGUACGGUUUGCGCAAGUUGCAGCCUUAGUAAAGUUGAAUGACGCUACAGCCAAACAGAAAAAGGAGCCCUAUUGAUUGUUUUAUUCCACGUGGUCCAAUUAGCCAUUUGCUCGCAUAGAGAGAUGGGGCUUAUGGCUCCAACCUUAUAAUUACCGAGUGCGAUACGUCAGGCGAAAGAGAAUAUAGCAAACGCUCUCUCACAGUUGACCAAGAAAGUGUCCUCGAACCGCUGUACCAGCAGCAUUCAAGAAAUUGAGAAAGCAUUGGCUGAAGACAGCGCUAGCGAAAUUGAAGCAAUAAGGGGAUGUUUGGUGAGUGGAAACUUAGAUAACGCCCCAAAGCAGUACCUUCCUGUCAGAAAUGAGCUCACUCAUGAUAUUGGACUGUCAUCUUACGAGGAGCUAGAAUUGUUGUACCAACAGCGCUUAGAAAGAGAGUUGCUGUAAUUGCACAUGAAGGCAGGGACGUCGCUACUGGUUUGUGUGUGGGUCGCGGGGUGUAACACUUUCCCAUUCCCCAAUAAUUUUGAAUGGGGGAAGGUAGUUAAACGGGAAAAAUUUUGAUCAAAAUAAACGAACUACGUCGAACGGUGAAGUCGAAAGGCAAAAGACGCAAAACCGCUCCCUUUUGAAAGCGACGAGACCAGCACACUUUCAGAAGAAGAAUUGGGGAGACGAUAAAUAAGUGUUUAAUUUAAAGGCAUAUCGGUCAACAACGCAUGCAACUACUGGGAAGAGCCCUGCAGAAUUGCUAUACGGCAGAAAUUUUGGUACGAAACUUUUGGAUAUUGCAAUUCAUACCAACAGGUGAGAGAUCGUGAUGUCGAAGAGAAACAAGUCGUUGCAGGCUACGUAAACAAAAAGCGCCAGGCUACAGACAGGGAACUAGGGACUGGGGACUGGUCAUGUUGGAAAAGAAGAAGAAAAAAUGAUCUCCAGUUUAUGAGAAAACGCCGUACAAGGUAACCGCGUGCUAAGGUGAUCAAGUUCACAUUGAGUCAUCCCAGGAAGUGACAUAAAUUAAAAGCGAAACAUUCAACACCUGAAGCGAUUCAAUCAGUCUAGCGAAGAUAUAUGAGUUAUGGUAUGAACAUUCCAACUGACGGCGAACACUGAUUAGAACGAUUUCCUUCGCCAACCGUGCCUGACAAGGAAACAGAAGAUAUUACACCAACAGUUAAUCAGAAUUUACGCAACGACGCGGGAGCAAUAAGAUCUGGCAGGGUAACAAAGAUCUCAGAGAGAUUUAAAGAUUUUGUCUUAGACUACUAAAAUUUUUCUAGUUUAAUUUAAGCAUAAGGAGUAACAUUUGAGCAUGAGGAGUAACAUUGAAGAAAAGGAGGGGGGCGUUGUAGUGUUUUCGCUACUUGGGUUACAUGUGUACCAUUGAUAUUAUACAGUAUAUUAAUUGAACAACGUGUUUUUGUGCUGUCAACAUAUUGGGUUGUUUUCCGUAUAUCCCUUCUUUUUAUUGCUCGCGUAGCCUUAAUAGCUUUAUAUAAAUAUGAGAACGACAAUUUAUUAUAUAAACAUAAGUGUUAUAUAGAGUUUUUGGCCACUGAGAAAAAUCGUAUUUAAACACACGUAAAAAAUACGAUAUUUUUAAAACGCAUUGCCACGGACGUUUUAUUGUUUUUCACUGAAUUUUGUUUAUAUAAUAAACAGAAAAAUACAUGGAUGCUUGGAAAUACCAGAUUUAUUUCUCGUGUUAAACAUGAUAUCUCACUCGUUCGCUGCGCUCACUCGUGAGAUAUCAUGUUCAACACUCGAAAUAAAUCUGGUAUUUCCGCGCAGCCAUGUCAGUUAUUCUCUAUUUAAUUAAUGGUUUGAGCAAUGUGCUCUUUUCAAAUAAAGGCUUUCACCUGCGCAAAUGUAUAUGGUUUCCAUGGAAAUGCCAGAUUUGUGCAGGUAAAAGCCUCUAUUUGAGGCUCAAAAAUACCGGAAUUAAUUAAAAACUUUUUAGGCCUUCGUUACAAAUCCCUUCCAUAUUCACCGAAAUAUUAUUGUUGGACGGGCCUUUCACAUACAUUCAGCCGGACUUUAUUUAACGAAUAAUAAAUUUAACCUAAAAUUUUCGUUCAGUGCAAGGCAGUCAUCGCUAUAGGCAAACAAACGUUUCUCAAGUUUUUAAUAAUUCAAAUGUUUGCAUAGCAUGCAUCAUGAGCAGUUGCUAUGUUUGGCUCUGCGAGUAGUCUUCUUCCAUUCCAAACCAUUUACAUCGUGUAGUUCCCUCCUUGGCAAAGUACUAAUUGCUCAUGAUGGUAAAUUGUCCUAUUUUUUGGCUUGCCUUUUGUGUUUUUGUUUGCAACACAUUUAGUUGUGUUGAAACCAAGGUUCAAAAUGUUGGUACAUGCAAAACUCAUGCAGAUUGUAAAGUUAACUGGGUUUACAAGUAUUGCUGUGGUGGCGAUACACAUAGCAUUGACCGUACGACGCGAAAGUGCAGCCUUUCUUAUUGUUUAGAUAAGUAUUGUAAAACUGAAAGCCACUGUGGCGAUCCGACGUUAUGUUGCCACUCGAAUAUAUGUGUUGAUCGUGGUUGUUCUGGCUGUGCUUCGGACUCGGACUGUAGCUCUGGUCAUGUAUGUUGUAAAAAGAGUUUUCCUCUCAAUCAAGGUUUCUGUGCUAAGGAUUGCGUUGGCCAACAGUGUAACGUCAACGAUGACUGUGCUGUGGGAGUCGAAUGCUGUCGUGAUGGAAAGGCAUUAACACACAGUCACAGGAGUGUUUCAAGGUUCAAAAUGUUGGCACAUGCGAGACUCACGCAGAUUGUAAAGUUAACUGGGUUUACAAGUAUUGCUGUGGUGGUGAUACACAUAGCAUUAACCGUACGACGCGAAGGUGCGGGUUUUCUUAUUGUUUAGAUAAGUAUUGUGAAACUGAAAGUCACUGUGAUGAUCCGUCGUUAUGUUGCCACUCAAAUAUAUGUGUUGAACGUGGUUGUUUUGGCUGUGCUUCGGACUCGGACUGUAGCUCUGGUCAUGUAUGUUGUAAGAAGAGUUUUCCCUUCAAUCAAGCUUUCUGUGCUAAGGAUUGCGUUGGCCAACAGUGUAACGACAACGAUGACUGUGCUGUGGGAACGGAAUGCUGUCGUGAUGGAAAGUGUAUUAACACACAGUCACAGGAGUGUUUCAAGGUUCAAAAUUCUAGUACAUGCAAGACUCAUGCAGAUUGUAAAGUUAACUGGGUUUACAAGUAUUGUUGUGGUGGUGAUACACAUAACAUUGACCGUACGACGCGAAGGUGCGGUUUUUCUUAUUGUUUAGAUAAGUAUUGUGAAACUGAAAGUCACUGUGGUGACCCGUCGUUAUGUUGCCACUCAAAUAUAUGCAUUGAUCGUGGUUGUUCUGGCUGUGCUUCGGACUCGGAGUGUAGCUCUGGUCAUGUAUGUUGUAAGAAGAGUUUUCGUUUCAAUCAAGGUUUCUGUGCUAAGGAUUGUGUUGGGCAACAGUGUAAUAACAACGAUGACUGUGCUGUGAGAGUGGAAUGCUGUCGUGAUGGAAAGUGUAUUAGCGCACAGUCACAGGAGUGUUUCAAACAGUGUAAAUCGAACUCUGAAUGUGAGUCGGGGAAGUAUUGUUGCAAGAAGAAAAGUGUAUGGUUUUGGCAAGAUCGUUGUACUGAAACUUGCCUUGGUGAGGUUUGUAUUUUCGAUGAUGACUGUGGUCCUCCUAAUGAAUGCUGUAUUGCUGGAAAAUGUAAUCAUGGUUGUUCAAGGUGUGCUAGUGACUCGGAUUGUACUGCAGGCCUUUACUGUUGCAAGAAAAGAUUCCCAAACGAGGCCAGAAGGUGCCUGGCGCACUGUACUGGUAAAUCAUGUGGAACCAUUUCUGACUGUGGUGAUCAAGAUGAGAUUUGUAACUCGAACAAUAUAUGCGCAAUGCAAGAAACCAAACAAAACUACACAGAUUCUUCUCCACCAUGGCACAUUGCUGUUAUAGUCAUCGCUGCAUUACUUAUUGUUGUUGGCAUACCUAUGGCCAUAUUUUGGUGUUAUAAAUGA
This is a messenger RNA of Paramuricea clavata, 4352 nucleotides long. NCBI's taxonomy places the organism in Eukaryota, Metazoa, Cnidaria, Anthozoa, Malacalcyonacea, Plexauridae. The record is from the annotation of a GenBank genome assembly.